Messenger RNA from Rotaria socialis, 891 nucleotides. The record is from the annotation of a GenBank genome assembly. NCBI's taxonomy places the organism in Eukaryota, Metazoa, Rotifera, Eurotatoria, Philodinida, Philodinidae.
AUGGCAGUGGAAGUGGUGCACCAAAUUUACACGAAAAUAUUUAUGAUUAUGAUUUUGAUUGCUUUUACUAAUCGUGUAAAAGCACUUAUUCGAGACAUCGAAUUUAGCGAGGGUCACUCAAUUAAAUCAUCUGCCACGAAUAUCCCAAUAUUUACAAUACCGUCGCUUACUAAGAGUGGAACUGACUUUGGUAAUUCGAUAAUGAAUGUGGGACCUACUCAGAGUAGAGAAGACUUAAUAUUUGAACAAUUUAAAAUCGGAAACAUUCCUGACUUCAUGAGAAAUGCUAUUUCUAUCACAACAACGGCUGGAAAUGACACAAUCACAUAUUGGGUUCUUCCAGAUGUUCUUUGCGUAGGUACAAAUAAAGAUUACUUGAGAACAUCAAUGAGUCCAUUAACGGCAAAAAAAAUAGCAGAUCUUUACAGUUGUGUUUUACCAACAAGAAAAAUGGCUUUUCAAAUUUGGCAAGCAGCUACAGUUAAACUAAAUCCCAGCCCAAAUGGUCCUCCAUAUGAUGCGACUAUGUUAUCAACAGAAAGAAUGGUAUUUCAUAAUAAAAAAAUCCAAGAUGCAUUAACUAAUCAAAUUCCGGGUGAGCUGGUGUCGGGCCAUAAGAAAGACGUAGUUAUAUCUGCUGGGCUGUUAAGCUACCCGAAGAACGUAGCUAUUGUGGGAUGGUGGUACCCAUCGGGACAAAUGAUUCAACCAUUAAAUUAUGUAUCGCAUGAUCACCAUUAUAAAGAUUACAGUCAUGGUAUUCGAUUAAUUAAUCGUAUGGUAACCAUAAAUGGACAAUGGCAUGACAUAUAUGAUGUAUUACGCAGUAAAACGCUCUCAAUUUUAAUAAGUGACGAAGGUUCAUUUGAUGCUACACAAAUAUAUGUGUAG